AUUAAUUUUUUAAAAGAUUAUAUAAACCAUGUUACCAUCAAACUACUCUAUUCUCCAACACCAAUGGGAUACAUACUACAAUUUGGAACAAAUGGAAUUACAAAUGGAGCUCUUAGGAAUACAUCAACAACAAUCAGCACCAUUAUAUCGACGCUUUACUGAAUUAUACGGUCAUUCACCAUUAUGGUUACCAUUAACAUAUCGACCAAUGCAACCUCGUUUAGAAAAACCACCGUAUUCAUAUAUCGCAUUAAUUGCAAUGGCAAUUAAUUCCGCACCUAAACGACGAUUAACAUUAAGUGGUAUUUAUAAAUUUAUUAUGGAUCGCUUUCCAUAUUAUCGCGAUAAUAAGCAAGGAUGGCAAAACUCUAUAAGACAUAAUUUAAGUUUAAAUGAUUGUUUUGUUAAAGUACCACGUGAUAAAACUGCUAAUAUUGAACCGGGGAGUUGUGGUAAAGGUAGUUAUUGGAUGAUGGAUCCAACGGCGAUUAAUAUGUUCGAAAAAGGCAAUUAUCGACGACGAAGAACACGAAAACAAUUACAUAAUGGUGUGAAAUGUUCGAAACCUUCAAUAGAUAAAAUUGGUUCCUCGUCAACUUGUGAUACCUCAAAUAGAACACAAUCAUCUAGAACACAAUCAUUAGUACGAAAAUCAGAAGAUUUACCAUCAGAAACUACUCCCUCUACAGUUAAUACCAACAAAUACAAUAAUGAACAAUUAAUCAAUUUAAAUAAAAAUCCAAAAGGCUAUAACGAUUAA
Chrysoperla carnea is the source of this 760-nucleotide messenger RNA. RefSeq names its product fork head domain-containing protein FD2-like. NCBI's taxonomy places the organism in Eukaryota, Metazoa, Arthropoda, Insecta, Neuroptera, Chrysopidae. Gene Ontology annotation, biological process: cell differentiation; anatomical structure morphogenesis; regulation of transcription by RNA polymerase II. The transcript is spliced from 4 exons. Bases 29 to 760 code for a protein of 243 amino acids. The record is from RefSeq and is a predicted model, not a curated record. Gene Ontology annotation, molecular function: DNA-binding transcription factor activity, RNA polymerase II-specific; RNA polymerase II cis-regulatory region sequence-specific DNA binding.